UGGAAAGUUGGCAGUUCUCUUAGCUUCCCAUGUGCUCGGCAAAUUAAGAAGUCAACACUUAAGAAUUUUGAAUAAACAACUAUUAAAAUAGGCAGGAUGGGAGCGAAAAAGGUGAAAAUCAGCUCGGUGAAGCGGGCCGCUCACCUAAAAUCGAAGAAAACACCGCUGUCGAAGCAGCAACAACAAAAGCAGAAGCAAAAGCGCGACCAACUUACUUCCAAGCGAGAACAGGGCCAGAAUAUAUUCUCGCAGAAGGCGAGAAAACGCGACAACUUGGCGCAACGCAAGAAGCACAACAAACUGGCCUCCCUGGGACUCGAUCCGCUGGACGAAGACGACGAGGAUGGCGACGACCAGAUGCUGGACAACAUUGCAGACAUGCUGGACGGCGAUGAUCUCGCCCUGCUGCAGGCCAACAAACGGAAGCGAAAGGCCAAAACCGCUGGCCAGGAUGAACCUGACCAGGGGCAAUCAAUCGGCUUGGAACGCGCCUACGCCUCGGACACCAAAAAAGAACAGGCAGCGCAGAAAAUCAAGCUGGAUCUGCUGCCCAUCAAGUCCAGAGAUGGUCAGAUAAUCACACGCACGACUGAGGUGGAUUACCUGCCGAAGCCCAAGCAGAAAAAGCAGAAUGAGGCGGAGCAGGAAGAAGAGUCCGCGGCAGAGGAGGAUAGUGAUUUAGAUGGGGAAACGGAGUACGAGGACAGCGACGAUGAUGUGGUCAACGAUGUCGAAGCGGCGUCUGCCGUACCCGUCCAAAAGCUUAUCUCGACGACGGAUCUGCUGAUUGCUCGCCAGCAGGAGAUCGAACGGCAGAAGUACCGUAUUGGAAUCAUUUGCUCCGGUUUGCUCGAGAAACCAGAGGACAAGAUGCGCAAUUUCCAUGCCCUCUACGAGCUCAUGGACGAGAUCAACCCGGCCAGCAAGCAGGCGAACCUUAUGUCCGUGAGAAAACUGGCCAUAAUAUCUGUCACCGAGAUCUUCAAGGACAUUCUGCCCGAGUAUCGAGUGGGUCAGGUGGACACCAAGAUGCAAACGUUGCGCAAGGCCACCCUUGACCGUGUGACCUUUGAGAACGCCCUGCUUCAGCAGUUCAAGAAGUUCCUGCAGAAACUGGAGCAGAUUACGGCGCAAGUGAACAGGAGAGGCGGCCUGCGAACGCCCCAGACCGUAAAGUUGGCCACCGUGGCGGUGCAGUGCAUGUGUGACCUGCUGGUGGCGCAUCCCUACUUUAACUACGUCCAGAACAUUGCCCAGUUGCUGGUCUACAUGCUAAACAGCAAUUACCUGGAGAUGCGGACGGCUGUCAACCAGUGCUUUCGCUCAGUCUUCGCCAACGACAAGCGAUUGGAGAUGACCCUCUUCAUAGUCCGUCGCAUCAAUCACUUGAUCAAAACCAAGCAGAACAACGUCCACGUCGAGUGCAUCACAUGUCUGAUGAGUCUCAAGAUCAAGAACGUAAAUCUGGACGCGGAGAAGGAGAACGAGCUGAAGCAAAAGAAGCUGGAAUCGCAUCGUCAACGCUUGCUAAGCCUGUCCAAGAAAGAGCGCAAGCGGCGGAAGAAGCUCACCGAGGUCAACAGAGAGCUGGAGGAGACCCGCGCUGAGGAGAACAAGCAAGACAAGCACCAGAAACUAACCGAGAUCAUCAAGAUGGUGUUCACCAUCUACUUUCGCGUUCUGAAAAACGAUCCGACGUCGCGCGUACUGAGCGCCAUUCUAGAGGGCUUGGCAGAAUUUGCGCACGUCAUUAAUCUGGAAUUUUUCGCCGAUCUUAUCGAUGUGCUCAACCGCAUUUUAGAGGAUCAAGAAGAGCUGGGUUACCGAGAGCGAUUGCACUGUGUCCAGACCAUUUUUGUGAUCCUUUCGGGACAGGGUGAGGUGCUCAACAUCGAUCCCAUCCGAUUCUACCAGCACUUUUACCAGAACAUGCUGGCCGUGCAGGCGGGCAAGAAUCACGAAGACUUCACCAUCAUUCUGCGAACCUUGGAUGAGGUGCUGGUGAAGCGGCGCAGAAACAUGAGCCAGCAGCGUCUGAUGGCCUUCGUGAAGCGGCUACUCACUGGAAGCCUGCACCUGCUGCACAACGGCACCCUGGCCACGCUGGGCACCAUUAAACAGACCUUCCAGCUCACCUCUGUGCUCGACAAUCUGCUGGACACGGACACUAGCAUUGGCUCAGGUCGCUAUGACCCCGAACUGCAAGAUCCCGAGUACUGCAAUGCCGCCAGCACGUCGCUGUAUGAGUUGGCCCUUCUGGCACGCCACUACCAUCCCACGGUGCGCCGCAUGGCUGUUCACAUUGCCAACGGAGUGCCGGCCUCCGGCGAGGGAGCGCUGCCCACGGAGAUCGGCAAGCUAUCCUCCCACGAGCUGUUCACGCAGUACGACAGCACACAGAUGGCCUUCAAUCCGACGAUACCGCUGCCAAAGGCUGGCCAACCGAAGCUGAAAAAGGGCAAACAAUUGUAUAUCCGCUCGGACUUCAAGCAGCAGUACGGAAAACUGCUGCGAAAGGACAAAGUUUUACACGCAAAGGAUAAGCUACAAAUCGAUUUUCUUAGUGCGCUUCAAUAAAGGAUUGUUGGAGGUAGAAAUUUAA
This is a messenger RNA of Drosophila elegans, 2602 nucleotides long. RefSeq names its product nucleolar complex protein 3 homolog (gene Noc3). The record is from RefSeq and is a predicted model, not a curated record. Gene Ontology annotation, molecular function: chromatin binding. The transcript has 4 exons. Gene Ontology annotation, cellular component: nucleolus. Lineage: Eukaryota; Metazoa; Arthropoda; Insecta; Diptera; Drosophilidae. Bases 97 to 2577 code for a protein of 826 amino acids. Gene Ontology annotation, biological process: DNA replication initiation.